Molecule: messenger RNA, 207 nt
Organism: Cetraspora pellucida
Lineage: Eukaryota; Fungi; Glomeromycota; Glomeromycetes; Diversisporales; Gigasporaceae
Source: the annotation of a GenBank genome assembly
AACUCCCUUUUUGUCUCUACUGCAGAUGCAUUAAUUGUAACAAGAAUAAACAAAGGUUCUGAAGAAGUACAACCUAAGAUACAUGACAGUUGGUAUAUCGAUAUGUAUAGAGAGAGAUAUGUUCAAGAAAUGGUAUUUUCAGAUGAUUAUCUGUUGCAACAAUUAAAAGAAAAACUAAAAAGAAUUCAACAAAUACUUGAAGAAUGA